AUGGAGGAUUACCACAAACCUGACCAGCAGACAGUGCAGGCGCUGAGGAACAUCGCCAACCGCCUCCGAAUCAACUCCAUCAAGGCAACGACUGCGGCGGGCAGUGGACACCCCACAUCAUGCUGCAGUGUGGCAGAAAUCAUGUCUGUGCUUUUCUUCCACACCAUGAAGUACCGCCCUGAAGACCCCAGGAAUUUCAACAAUGAUCGCUUCAUCCUGUCCAAGGGUCACGCUGCUCCGGCCCUGUAUUCCAUGUGGGUUGAAUCAGGUUUCCUGAAGGAGAGCGAACUGCUCAGUUUGUGCCAGGUUGACUCUAACCUGGAGGGCCACCCAACCCCAAAGCAGAACUUUGUUGAUGUAGCUACUGGCUCCUUGGGGCAGGGUCUUGGUGUGGCUUGUGGAAUGGCUUACACUGGGAAAUAUUUUGACAAGUCCAGUCUACCUAUUCUCCACCUCAGUUACCGUGUGUACUGCCUGCUGGGGGAUGGCGAGAUGUCGGAGGGAGCUGUCUGGGAGGCCAUGUCAUUUGCCUCCUACUACCAGCUUGACAACCUGGUGGCUAUCGUGGACAUCAACCGCCUGGGCCAAAGUGACCCUGCUCCCCUGCAGCAUCACGUGGAGAAAUAUCAGAAACGCUUUGAAGCUUUUGGUUGGCAUGCUAUAAUUGUGGACGGACACAGCGUGGAAGAGCUUUGCAAGGCUCUGAGCCAGCCACGCCAUCAACCCACUGCCAUCAUUGCAAAAACCAUCAAGGGCAAAGGCAUUCCAGCUGCAGAAGAUAAGCUAGGCUGGCAUGCCAAACCUCUGCCCAAAGACAUGGCCGAGAUGGUUAUGAAGGAUCUGCAGAGCCGCAUCACAAACAGCAGCAAGCACCUGUACCCACCUACUCCCGUCGAGGACUCCCCACCGGUCAGCCUGAGAAACAUCAGGAUGCCCAGUGCACCUAGCUACAAGGCUGGAGAAAAGAUUACAACACGGAAAGCAUAUGGGAUGGCUUUGGCCAAGCUUGGCCGCUACAAUGAACGUGUUGUGGCCCUAGAUGGAGACACCAACAACCUCACCUACUCAGAGAUCUUCAAGAAUGAGCAUCCAAACCGCUUUGUCGAGUGCUACAUUGCACAGCAGAAUAUGGUCGGCGUUGCCAUGGGAUGCGCUGCCCGUGAGAGGAAUGUCGUGUUUGCCAGUACUCUUGCUUCCUUUUUUACCCGCGCCUAUGACCAGCUUCGCAUGGCAGCCAUCUCAGAAAGCAGCAUCAACCUGUGUGGCUCCCACUGCGGCCUGUCCAGUGGAGAGGAAGGCCCCUCUCUGAUGGGUCUCGAGGACAUUGCUAUGUUCAGGGCCCUUCCCACAGCAACCAUUUUCUAUCCGAGUGACGGGGUGUCUACAGAGAAGGCUGUGGAACUGGCUGCAGCCACAAAGGGUGUUUGCUACAUCCGAACCAGCCGCCAAGACAGCGCCAUCAUCUAUAACAGCAAUGAGGACUUCCAUGUGGGACAGGCAAAGGUGGUGUUCCAGAGCAAAGAGGACCAGGUAACCGUGGUGGCAGCUGGAGUGACUUUGCAUGAGGCCCUGGCUGCAGCUGAACAUUUAAAGAAAGAGAGGAUCUCAGUCAGGGUCAUUGACCCCUUCACAAUCAAACCACUGGAUGUCAAAACCAUCAUUGAUCACACACGUGCCACCAGGGGACGAAUCCUCACCGUAGAGGACCACUACUAUGAAGGUGGCCUCGGGGAGGCAGUGUGCUCAGCAAUGGUCAAUGAGUCUGGCUUCAAUCUCCAUCGUCUGGCUGUGUCCCAUGUUCCCCGCAGUGGCAAACCACACGAGUUGCUCAAGAUCUAUGGCAUCGACCGUGAUGCCAUUGCCCAGGCCGUCCGCAAGAUGCUCAGCAGCUCUACCAACGCCAAGUAACUUUC
Xiphias gladius (swordfish) is the source of this 1913-nucleotide messenger RNA. It is a transcript of the gene tkta, whose product is annotated as transketolase a. The record is from RefSeq and is a predicted model, not a curated record. NCBI's taxonomy places the organism in Eukaryota, Metazoa, Chordata, Actinopteri, Istiophoriformes, Xiphiidae. Gene Ontology annotation, molecular function: thiamine pyrophosphate binding; transketolase activity. The transcript has 15 exons. Bases 1 to 1908 code for a protein of 635 amino acids. Gene Ontology annotation, cellular component: endoplasmic reticulum membrane; extracellular exosome. Gene Ontology annotation, biological process: ribose phosphate biosynthetic process; pentose-phosphate shunt, non-oxidative branch.